Molecule: messenger RNA, 3301 nt
Organism: Nicotiana tabacum (common tobacco)
Lineage: Eukaryota; Viridiplantae; Streptophyta; Magnoliopsida; Solanales; Solanaceae
Product: oxysterol-binding protein-related protein 2A-like
Cellular component (GO): membrane; cytosol
Molecular function (GO): sterol binding
Source: RefSeq, a predicted model, not a curated record
AAGAGUAAAAGUGGCAUUUAAAAACCCCCUCCCCAUCAAUUCCUCUUUCCUUCUCCAUUACCAUUUUCCACAUUUCCACCAUUGAUCUUCCCCCUUCUCCGCCGCGCUCCGCCGUACUCGCCUCCUUACACCACCGUUUCCCCGCCGUGAACAAUUCCAAAACCACCACCCUUUUCUCUUUCGCACAUACAAAAAAACAAUAAACAUACAUUCUCUCUCUCUAUCUCUCUCUUUUUUGUUUCAAAGUCUACUUCAAUGGCGUAAAUGGAAAUGACUAUUCUGCCACUAUCUUGAUUCCCUACCUUGCCUACAACUCUAUUUAAAUUGUUUUAUAUAAAACCAUAAGGACUCAAUUUUUUACUACAAAAUUUGUUUAUUUUCUUUAUUUCUUUUCUCUAACUUCAAGAAUAUUCCCUUAGUUCUAAACCUCUUUCAAGUCCUUCUCCACAACCCCACAUCCAUUUUCCUACACUUACAUGUUUAUACACAAAAUCCUCUGUAUAGAUGCAUGUAAUAAGUACUAAGUGGGUGUCGUGUAUUUUCUUGUAAAUUUUCAAAAAUGCGGAUUGAUCUUUAGUAUUAGUUGAAUUGAAAAAAAUUAAUAAUUGGGGCCGUGGGAUCAAAAUGCGUGUAAAGGAAAUGCAUCCACUUUGCUGUAUAACAUUAGAGAGUACAUCGGAGAUCGGAGACCAGUCGCCGGAGCCGACGUUAUUACGGACUGGCUCCGCCGUAGUUUACUCCAAUAUUAAUGGAUCUGACAUCAUUAAUGCAUCCGAUGUUGCCGGAAUCUUGUACAAGUGGACUAAUUACCAUAAAGGUUGGAGAUCCCGUUGGUUUACUCUUCGAAACGGCAUACUUUCAUAUUCGAAGAAUCGCCGCCCCGACCAUAUCACCGGUGAUGACGUCAGACUCAUCGGUAACCUCCCCGCCGGUAACAACAGCCGCCGUAAAUGUAGAAAAUCCGUCGGCAUUGUUCACCUCAAGGUUUCAUCAUUCCGUGAGAGCAAGUCUGAUGAUAGGCGAUUCUACAUAUUUACAUCUACCAAGACUCUUCAUUUGAGAACAAAUUCAAAGAAAGAACGGGCUGCCUGGAUAGAAGCUCUGAUAUCAACAAGAAAUCUUUUUCAGUUGAGACCUUUAAAUGAUAAUUUCAGCCUUUUGCAAAAUGAUGUAUCUAUAUCUACUGAAAGGUUGAAAAAACGGUUGCUUGACGAGGGUAUUGGCGAGGGACUUGUCAAUGACUGUGAGCAGAUCAUGCUGUCCGAGUUUUCAGAAAUAAAAGGACAACUUAAAAGUCUUUGUGACGAGCGCUCCAAUUUGCUGGACACAUUAAGUCAGUUGGAGGCAGCUAAUAUCGAAGCUGAAGCUUCCGGGGUUCAUGAUGGUGAAUUCCAACUGAUGAAGCAACUCUCCAGUAUAGGGCGUGGCAAGUACAGCGAAUGGAGUACGACUGAAUCGUCCGAUGAUAUUGAGAAACAAGAGCUUGAUGAAGCGUCAGAUGAAGAGGAAGCCAAUUAUCUUGACGCAAAUGAAUGUUUCUCUGAACUUCAUUUAUCUGGUGGGUCAGUAGUUGUGGACCACAUGGCAAGCAAUUCCAUUGAUGCAUCUGCACAAGUUACACGCAGAACGAAGCUGCCGGAUCCAAUUGAAAAAGAGAAAGGGGUUAGUCUUUGGUCUAUGAUCAAAGACAAUGUCGGGAAAGAUCUGACACGAGUUUGCCUGCCAGUGUAUUUCAAUGAGCCAUUGUCGUCCCUGCAAAAGUGCUUCGAAGAUUUAGAGUACUCAUAUCUCUUAGAUAGAGCAUACGAACAUGGAAAAUCGGGGAACAGCCUUUUAAGAAUUCUAAAUGUUGCUGCUUUUGCUGUCUCUGGUUAUGCUUCAACCGAAGGCCGGAACUGUAAACCUUUCAAUCCUUUGCUUGGAGAAACUUAUGAAGCUGAUUUUCCUGAGAAAGGAAUCCGCUUUUUUUCUGAGAAGGUUAGUCACCACCCAACACUUAUUGCCUGUCACUGUGAAGGUAGAGGAUGGAAAUUCUGGGCUGACAGUAAUCUUAAGUCAAAAUUUUGGGGAAGAUCAAUUCAACUUGAUCCUGUUGGAACACUUACCUUAGAAUUCGACGAUGGGGAGAUCUUCCGGUGGAGCAAGGUCACGACAAGUAUCUACAAUCUUAUCCUUGGUAAGAUAUACUGUGAUCAUCAUGGAAUAAUGCAUAUACGUGGCAAUCGCCAGUACUCAUGCAAGCUCAAGUUCAAAGAGCCAUCCAUUAUCGAGCGUAAUCCUCAUCAGGUUCAUGGAUUUGUUGAAGAUGUCUCCGGGAAGAAAGUUGCCACAUUAUUCGGAAAGUGGAAUGAGAGCAUGUACUAUAUGAAUGGAGAAUGGACCAGCAAGCCUAAGGAUUCAUCUGAUUCAUCUUUAUUGUGGACAAGGAAUAAGCCACCCCUAAAUCUAACUCGAUACAACUUGUCUUCUUUUGCAAUUACACUGAAUGAGUUAACACCAGGACUUAAGGAGAAGCUCCCACCUACAGAUUCAAGACUCAGACCUGAUCAGCGACAUCUGGAAAAUGGGGAAUACGACAAGGCAAAUUCGGAGAAGUUGCGGUUAGAAACACGACAGAGAAUGUCCAGGAAAUUACAAGAGAAUGGUUGGAGACCGCGAUGGUUUCAAAGAGAAGGUGAAGAUGGGACUUUCCGGUAUACCGGUGGUUACUGGGAGGCGAGGGAGACGGGUACUUGGGAUGGCUGCCCAAAUAUUUUUGGUGAGAUUGAUCAAGAGCUCCUCACCUCCUUUGAAGGAUCCUGAUGUUUUAGAAGGGACCUGAAGAUUUGUAGAUUUGCUGAUUAAAGACAAAACCCUUGAGCAGAGUAUUAUGGAGAAUUCUGUAGGACAGGAAUGGAGUAUGCAGGCAGUCCGCGCCAGCCCAAAUUUUUUAGUUGUUUAAAGAUAGUUCUCCGAGUUGACAUAAGUCAAUCCAGAAUCCUGAAGGCUAUUUUAGGAUGAAGAGACAAUCUUGCAAGAGUCGACCAACGAUGGAGCACAUACUGGAGAAGUUUUUCUUUGCUACAUAUGCAUCAAGCUGUUUUGAUCAUGCUUGUAUUUUGUGUUGAAUUCAUCCCAUUUUUCAUUAUGCUUCAUCUUUCUGCGGCUAGGCAUUAGUUUAGGUUAUUUUUAUUAUUAUUAUUAUUUGUACUCUAUGUUGAAAAUAAAAUAGCAAAAAUUUGAAUGUAUUAAAGAAAUGAACAGAGCACAAUAGCUUUUGUAAAGACCUGAAAUAGAUAGUGCUUACACAUGUUGAGAUAUA